Entrophospora sp. SA101 is the source of this 444-nucleotide messenger RNA. Lineage: Eukaryota; Fungi; Glomeromycota; Glomeromycetes; Entrophosporales; Entrophosporaceae. The record is from the annotation of a GenBank genome assembly.
AUGGAUCCAAAACUAAAAGAAGUUUUAACAAGUAUCGAAUCUGGACAAUUUGGUGAUCCAAGAAUAUUUUCUCCGUUAAUCAAUACAUUAACAAUAGGCAAAGAUUAUUAUUUAAUUUCCGAUGAUUUUGGAUCAUAUCUUCGAUCACAACAAAUGAUUGAUGAAGCUUAUAAAGAUCAAGAUGAAUGGAUAAAGAAAAGUAUUUUUUGUACUGCUCUUAUGGGCAAAUUUUCUUCUGAUCGUGCUAUUCAAGAAUAUGCAGAUAGUAUUUGGAAUGUUGAACCAGUUAAAGGUGAGUCAGAGGUUGGGGAAAGCAGUAGGGGUCUUGGAAGAGGUGGUGAUAUUGGAGGUGCCAGUAAUGUUGGGGGAGGCGGUGCUGGUGACGUUGGGAGAGGCAGUGCCAGUGACAUUGAGGGAGGUGUCAUGAUUCAACUUCAAAAUUGA